AUGGCAGUCACUCUAGACAAGUUGGUCCUAGCCAUCCACUGCCAAGCUACGGGUAAUUCCGGGGGUGGAAAGGGGCUCGCGGGGGCAAGAUUUGUCCUUGUGUGUCGCCUGAGGGUGUGGGACUGGCUUGUCUGGGUGCCAUUGAGUCGUCCUGUGGGUUCUGUAUCCUGUUGCGAAAGCUAUCUCGGUCGCUGGGAAUCGCAUCAACGGCUUCUCCUUCGAAUGAGCUUUGUUCUUGUUCUUGCACCGUUUGGAUACAAUACUCUAUGGUUGCCCUUGUUCGGAUCAGAUUUGCUAACUGUGCCCAAUGUCACGACACUACUCUUGCACAUCCCUCCCGAGACCAUCGCCGAAUUGACAGUCGGAUGCCCAAAUGAGCUGCACCAGAUUGUACGCGAGCAGCUUGGACCCAGGACCACUUGUCUAAGUUUCCGGCUGCAUCAACCCCCCCAACUAGUCGUACCCAAGGGGCCCUUGGCGCCCAGAAGGCAGAGAGAGCAUGGCGACAAGUUGGAUAGCCUAAAGCUCCUAUCGCAAGCAACAUCUUUGGACAUCUACUUCGAUCACGGCAUUCUCCAAGAUGCCACUGCCCGUACUGUCUGCGACCUUGCCGCCUCCCCAAGGGCCAGGUCUGUUGCCCAGUACGCCAACCUGGAUUCUCUUUACGCCGGCAAGGGUGGCGUUGUGCUUGCCGCUGAAUCGCCCCCGUCCCCGCCAACCGCGUUCCCCCCGGCAUACAACGAGCUCUGUGGCACCACCCCACCGCCUCCUCCCCAUCAAGAUCACCCCAGUCCCGCUCGUUCCUCAAGAAAACGACGCAGAAAGAGUCCCGAUCCAUUUGAUGUCGAGUCAAUAUGCCCCAGGGCCGUCAAGGACAUGUUUUCUCUGUAUAAGAAGGACUUGCAGGAGAUGUUAGGAGAAAUCAAGAAUGAUAUCCUGGAUCACGUGGAUAGGCGGCUAAACGAAAUCCAUCGUCUUUCAGACACAUAUAACCGGGAGGAAAUCGAUGAGCUGGUUCAAGAAGUCAGGAACGAUGGCGAAGACUAUACCGAUAGCAAGAUUAACGAUCGUGUGCUGGAUAUCAAGGCAGAACUUAAGGAGUACGCAGAAGACCAACUGCGAGACACGGAGGAGAGGGUCCUGAAGCGGCUGAAGUCGGCGAGCUGGGCCUUGAAGACAGGCGAUGAAUGAUGGCACCGGACUUCAGCGAGAGAAAUCAAGACGCAGCAUUGUUG
This is a messenger RNA of Fusarium vanettenii 77-13-4, 1235 nucleotides long. RefSeq lists its product as uncharacterized. Lineage: Eukaryota; Fungi; Ascomycota; Sordariomycetes; Hypocreales; Nectriaceae. The transcript is spliced from 3 exons. The record is from RefSeq and is a predicted model, not a curated record. The coding region runs from base 1 to 1191 and encodes 396 amino acids.